Pocillopora verrucosa is the source of this 1689-nucleotide messenger RNA. Lineage: Eukaryota; Metazoa; Cnidaria; Anthozoa; Scleractinia; Pocilloporidae. The record is from RefSeq and is a predicted model, not a curated record.
AUGAGUUACUACAGAUCAGAACUGUGCGCUACGAAACCAUCAGAUCUUCUUGUUCAAAGCGGCUGGGCAAUGGCAGAACGAACUUUUAUUGCAAACGCAACUGAAGUAACAGAAGUUACAAUUCAACCAACCGUCAAUUUAACCAUCAAUGAUGUAAAACAGCUGUUUAAAACUUCAAUUCAAAGCAUUUGGUCCAACGAUUCACGAGGGGGCACAUAUUCGUCAAAGCAUCUAAAACUGGAGGAUACUAUCUUUGCUGCGUUCAUCUUUGAGGGCUUUAUAUUAAGCACUUCCAGAAACCGGCUGCACGUUACAAAUCCCGAAUUGAUUGAUGUCGAUGAAGAUCUGUACUUUCGACUUAGAUGCAAUGUCCUCCAGAGAGAAGACUUUCUGUUUAAUGGAAACAAUCGGGGGAACUUUAUUAAGAUUCCCUCAGCUAAUCUCGAUCGAGACUCCAUAGUACUUGGGAUCGAAGACUACAAUCUUUAUAAGCUUUUAUCAAACUAUUCAGCUGACGCUGAGGGAGACAACGAAACAGAGAUACUUGACAGUGUAAUUUUGUCCGCUGUAAUAGACCCUCCGCCUAAGGUUCUUAAAGAAAACGUUACAUUGGUUUUUAAGAACAUGCAGGUGAAUCGUAAAAAAAGAACAUGUGUAUUCUGGAACUUCUCUAAAGAAAACUUUGGGAGUUGGUCAAGUGAAGGAUGUCAAACAAAGAUGAUAUCUAAUCACUAUACUGAAUGUGUUUGCAAUCAUCUAACCCACUUCGCUGUGCUCAUGAAAUUCGCCGACAAUGCUGACGACAGGAAGCACGACAAAAUACUGACGCUCCUCACUCGAGUAGGGAUGGCUCUAUCUCUCACGGGAGUCAUACUCACAAUUAUCAGCUAUCUUCAGCUCACAGACAGAAAUUCACCUUUAUGUCACAUACGGGUUAGUCUGACUUCCUGCAUUGGAGCAGGACACAUUAUCUUUUUCGCUGGUAUCGACUCCACUGGAAACCAGGCUGCUUGUGUAGCUGUGGCAGCUCUUAUGCAGUAUUUCCUGAUGGCCAGUUUUUGCUGGAUGCUUGUCGAGGGGAUUUAUAUCUACUUAUUUGUUAUAAAGGUUUACAACAUUACCGAUAAAAUGCAUCGCUAUCAUGGCUUUUGCUGGGGACUGCCUGCAAUCAUGGUUGCUAUAUCUCUGGGCAUCUCUGCAGGAAAUGACGGAAUCAAAACUUUUGUCAAUGACGAAGACUGCUGGAUGUCCUCCUCUACCAAUAUCAUCUGGAUAUUUGUUUCCCUUGUUGGACUGAUCGCAAUUAUUAACAUGAUGAUCCUCGUGCGAGUUAUCAAGGAAUUAACAACAAUCCAACAGGUGAAGGAGAGCCAAACUGAGCAGAUCAGGCUUGGCGUCCGUGCAUGCGUGGUGUUAGCUCCGUUGCUGGGUGUCACCUGGCUAAUUGGCUUCCUUGUGCCGUUACACAUCGCCUUCUCCUACAUUUUUGUAAUCCUUAAUUCCACUCAGGGAUUCUUCAUUUUCUUCUUUCACUGCUUGGGAAAUAGCGAGAUAAGGGGGCGUUUCAAAAGAAGAGUCCAAAAAAUCCACCCAAGUGCAUUUAAUCAAAGGCAAGGUGAAGACAGAGAAAACUCUCAAGCCCGUCAGAGUCACAAUGAUACUGGAAUUCCUGUACGGGAUCGAGAGUAA